CUGUAGUUCAUGUAAAUGCGCGCGCACGGCUCCCUCCCAGCGCGUCACAGAGUCUUCCGUAACUCGGUGUUUAUAACGCGCCGCUGUGCACGGAAAAGGGCACAAGCAUGCCUCGUCUCUAGAGAGGCAGAGCGCGCUGCAGCGACUUGGAGACGCGUUUUCGGAGCUGUGCAGCCGCGGCUGAGCCAGAGACGCGCAGGAGUUUCACCCCAACUUCACCGCCGCAGGUCGGUGCCACAGAGACCUCCUUCUCCUGGGAAAAUCCCUGGAAGUAAACGCGCUCGCAAGCACAUUCAGUCACACGCAGGCAUGAUGCAGGAGUCGGAGCCCACAGUGUGCCAGCUGCAGCCCAACAUCAUCUCAGUGCGUCUUUUCAAAAGGAAGGUUGGCGGAUUGGGUUUCCUGGUGAAGCAGAGGGUGUCCAAGCCACCUGUCAUUGUGUCAGACCUCAUUCGCGGCGGUGCAGCAGAAGAGUGCGGCCUGGUGCAGGUGGGCGACAUCGUCCUGGCUGUCAACAACAAGCCCCUGGUGGACCUUUCUUAUGAACGAGCUCUGGAGACACUGAAGAACGUGCUGCCGGAGAGUCACGCCGUGCUCAUCCUGCGUGGGCCUGAAGGCUACACCACCCACUUGGAGACCACCAUAUCCAGAGAUGGCCGCCAGCGCACAGUGAGGAUCACUCAGCCCGCCCUCCCACUCUCCAAGUCCUACGAUCACUGGUCUCCGAUCAGCGCACACAGCCCAGGGCAGCAAGUCAACAAGGAGGUCCAGCUCAGGGCCAUCGAGAACCUCUCGUCUCCAUCCAUCCUGCAGAAGGGAGGUGUGCAGGGCCAGGAUGGGGUCCGUGGAGCUCUUCUGUGCAACGGGCUGGAGGAAAACAAUGACCUCCUUAAGGAGAUUGAACCGGUGCUGCGUCUCAUCAAAAACAGCAAAAAGGAGAUCAAUGGAGAGGGCCAGCAGAACGCUGGGAGGAGAGAUCCAGAGAUUCAAGUAGAAAGGGACCUCGGCGUGGGAACUGACACGUCCACCCAGCUGAGCCCGGAUAAUGAGAAAGUGCUGGUAAAAAAGCCUGUGGCGGACCACAAUGCUGAUGCUGGAAAGCCCGGGACCCUGGACCACGGCACCUCGCCCGUGAUGCCGGUGCAGAACGGCAGCCCCUCCAAAUGCCCCCGCUUCAUGAAGGUCAGGAACUGGGAGAAUGGGACGGUCUACAACGAUGUCCUCUACCACAGCUCCGGCAAGACGCCUGUCUGCGGUGAAAAUGUGUGCAUCGGCUCCGUCGUGAUGCCCAACCACAACUCCCGCAAACCAGAUGAGGUGAGACCUAAAGAGGAGCUUCUGUCGCUGGCCACGGACUUCAUAGACCAAUAUUACACCUCCAUCAAAAGGAACGGCUCCAAGCCUCAUGUGGACAGACUGGAGGAGGUAACGAAGGAGAUUGAAGCUUCAGGAACUUACCAACUGAAGGACACUGAACUGAUUUAUGGAGCCAAACACGCCUGGAGGAACGCCUCCCGAUGUGUGGGAAGGAUUCAGUGGUCCAAACUGCAGGUUUUUGAUGCCAGAGACUGCACAACAGCCCAUGGCAUGUACAACUACAUCUGCAACCACAUCAAGUAUGCCACCAACAAAGGCAACCUUAGGUCAGCUAUCACCAUAUUUCCUCAGAGGACAGACGGCAAACACGACUUCCGUGUGUGGAACGCUCAGCUGAUUCGUUACGCAGGUUACAAACAGCCUGAUGGGAGUAUCCUUGGAGACCCCGCUAAUGUUGAAUUCACAGAGAUCUGCAUGCAGCUUGGAUGGAAAGCUCCGAAGGGUCGAUUUGAUGUCCUUCCACUUCUCCUGCAAGCUAACGGAAAUGACCCGGAGCUGUUUGAGAUCCCUGAAGACCUCGUUCUGGAGGUGCCGAUCACACAUCCAAAGCUCGAAUGGUUCAAAGACCUGGACCUGAAGUGGUACGGUCUCCCAGCAGUGUCAAACAUGCUGCUGGAGAUCGGAGGUCUGGAGUUCACCGGAUGCCCCUUCAGCGGAUGGUACAUGGGCACAGAGAUCGGCGUCAGGGACUUCUGUGACACCUCACGCUACAACAUCCUGGAGGACGUUGCAGAAAAAAUGGGUUUGGACACCAGAAAGACGUCUUCUUUGUGGAAGGACCAGGCACUCGUGGAGAUUAACAUAGCUGUCCUGCACAGCUUCCAGACUUGCAAAGUGACCAUAGUGGACCACCAUUCAGCCACGGAGUCCUUCAUGAAGCACAUGGAGAACGAGUAUCGGGUGAGAGGAGGCUGUCCUGGAGAUUGGGUGUGGAUUGUGCCACCGAUGUCCGGGAGCAUCACGCCAGUUUUUCAUCAAGAGAUGCUCAACUACCGCCUCACCCCCUCCUAUGAGUACCAGCCUGAUCCUUGGCACACACACGUGUGGAAAGGAGUCAACGGGACUCCCACAAAGAAAAGGGCCAUCGGAUUCAAGAAGCUUGCUAAGGCUGUGAAGUUUUCGGCAAAGCUCAUGGGCCAAGCCAUGGCCAAGAGGGUGAAAGCCACCAUACUGUUUGCCACCGAAACGGGCAAAUCACAAGACUACGCCAAAACCCUCUGUGAAAUCUUCAAGCACGCCUUUGACGCAAAGGUCAUGUCCAUGGAUGAGUACGACGUGGUGCACCUGGAGCACGAGACUCUCGUUUUAGUGGUGACCAGCACAUUUGGGAAUGGUGAUCCACCUGAAAACGGCGAGAAAUUUGGAGCCGCCUUAAUGGAGAUGCGCCACCCAACGUCCAACAUGGAGGACAGAAAGAGCUACAAGGUCCGUUUCAACAGCGUGUCUUCUCACUCAGACACUCGGAAGUCCUCUAGCGAUGAGCCAGAGGCCAGGAUCAACUUUGAGAGUACCGGACCUCUGGCCAACGUCAGGUUUUCAGUGUUUGGCCUUGGCUCCAGGGCCUACCCACACUUCUGCGCCUUUGCCCACGCUGUGGACACGCUGUUUGAGGAGCUGGGGGGGGAGCGCAUCCUACGCAUGGGAGAAGGAGACGAGCUGUGUGGCCAGGAGGAAUCCUUCAGAACGUGGGCCAAAAAAGUUUUUAAGGCUGCAUGUGAUGUGUUCUGCGUUGGCGAUGAUGUGAACAUCGAGAAGGCCAACAACUCCUUGAUCAGCAACGACCGCAGCUGGAAGCAGAGCAAGUUUCGCUUAACGUACACAGCUGAGGCCCCGGCCCUCACAGACGCUUUAUACAGCAUUCACAAGAAGAAAGUUUACGGAGCAAAGAUGAUAGAAGCACAAAAUUUACAAAGUCCCAAAUCCAAUCGCUCCACCAUACUAGUGCGGCUCCACACAAACAACCACGACAGCCUGAGCUACAAGCCCGGCGACCAUCUGGGCAUCUUCCCUGGCAACCACGAGGACCUGGUGACGGCGCUCAUAGAUAAACUGGAGGACGCGCCGCCUGUCAAUCAGAUCGUCAAAGUGGAGUUCCUGGAAGAGAGGAACACUGCCCUAGGCGUGAUCAGUAACUGGACUCAGGAGACUCGUAUUCCUCCUUGCACUAUUUACCAAGCUUUCCAAUUCUUCCUGGACAUCACCACUCCGCCGACUCCGGUGCUGCUGCAGCAGUUUGCUGCUCUGGCAACCGAUGAGCAACAGAAAAAGAAACUAGAGAUCCUCAGUAAGGGCUUGCAGGAGUACGAGGAGUGGAAAUGGUACAACAAUCCCACGCUUGUGGAGGUGCUGGAGGAGUUUCCUUCCAUCCAGAUGCCCUCCACUCUGCUGCUCACCCAGCUGCCCCUGCUGCAGGCUCGCUACUACUCCAUCAGCUCCUCUCCUGACCUGUACUCAGGGGAGAUCCACCUCACAGUGGCGGUGGUCUCCUACCGUACCAGAGGUGGAGAAGGACCUACUCACCAUGGGGUGUGUUCAUCGUGGCUCAACAGGGUAGAAAAAGGAGAGAUGGUGUCGUGUUUUGUCCGCAGUGCACCAUCAUUCCAACUUCCCAAAGACAGCCGAGCUCCUUGUAUCCUGGUGGGACCGGGAACAGGCAUCGCCCCUUUCAGAAGCUUCUGGCAACACAGACUGUUUGACCUCGAGCAAAAUGGGAUGAAGUCAGGUCCCAUGAUCCUGGUGUUCGGCUGUCGGCAGUCUGAGAUGGACCACAUCUACAAAGAAGAGACGAUCCAGGCCAAGAACAAAGACGUGUUCACUGAGCUCUACGCGGCUUAUUCCAGAGAACCUGGCAAACCAAAGAAAUACGUACAAGAUAUUCUGCGUGAGCAUCUGUCAGAGAAGGUGUUCCAGUGCCUGAGGAGGGAAGGUGGACACAUCUAUGUGUGUGGGGACGUCACAAUGGCUGGAGAUGUCCUCAAGACUGUCCAGCAAAUCAUCAAGCAGCAGGGCAACAUGAGUCUAGAGGAUGCUGGCUUCUACGUCAGCAAACUUCGGGAUGAGAACCGCUACCACGAGGACAUUUUCGGCGUCACUCUGCGCACCUAUGAGGUCACCAAUCGGAUUCGCUCAGAAUCCAUCGCCUACAUUGAGGAGAACAAAAAAGACUCAGACGAGGUUUUCUGCUCGUAGGCCGAUGAAUCGAGGGCUCUCUGAAACAACCGGUCUGAGGGACGCAGCAAUGCUGGUUUAAGAAUACUGUGCCAAUUUUUGUACUGUAAAAAAAAGUUUGUUUUUCUACACAACUUAAUGUUUCUGUUGGGCUCUGCAACUUUGUCUGUAGCAAGUUGGAAACGUUUCGUUCUGAUAUUUUGUUUUGCUUGUCGAUGAUACUUCCAAAAUUGACAAACUGAUGAUUCAUAAUGUGUGCACCUAGUGUAAUGACCCGCCUCAUUGUGAAUGCAUGACAAAGACAAGAAUAUAAUCAAAACUCAUAAUAUACUCUGUGUUAUUGUUAUGGCUAAAAAAUCCUUAUUGAGGUUAUAUAUUUGCAAGGAAAUGUGUGGCAUUGAUGAAAAACGUACAUUUCUGUAUUAAAUGGAUUAACUUUACAUGUUGGGAGCAUACACGGAGCAGUAAAAUGUAUUUGGGCUUUUAUUUUUUAAAUAACGAAUCAAGGCUUUAGGUGAACUGGAAGAUGUACAGGCAUGUAGACAGAAAAAACAACAAAGGUUCUGCUAACAAAUUUAGCGUGAAGUCGCCCUGAAUUGUGAAAAUGGCAGUUCUGUCACAGCCUCCAUAAACGCGUUAACUAGCUCGCCACUGGCAAUCCAUCAGAAAGCAUCAGUGUGAGUGCUCUUCAGCAGCCCGGGCGUUCAGUCACAACGUGGUGGGUUUCUGUGUCUCUGCUGCCACUGAAACAAGAGUCACUUAAAUGUGAUUUAAAGGUUUUUAUCAGUUUGCUUCUUUUUUUUCAGGGUUUCUAAAAUUGAUUUAUGCAAUACUGGCAGAGGAAAGUAGUUUGAGUGGGAUUAAGGGAUUUAGCUUCUUUUAUUUAAUCUAAGGGGUCUUUACGUCCAAAACUCGACUGACUUUACUUCUUCUUCUGUUUUCUUUUUGGUGAAAACGCUUCUUGGUUAGGUUUAGGAAGAAUGACUGUUUCAGGAAAACGUUAAAAGUUUCUUUAAAAAAACUGAAGAGAGUAACCUUCAAAGCCUGCUUCACACGGAGGAUAACCGUGCCAAUUUUUGACCAGCCCCACUCCUUCCAACAAUUUUAUGCACGGUUGCCAUAACAGCUCUAAGCAUAAUCUUAUCAGAUAAUCCUACCAUGUGUGGUGUGUUAUGAUUGCUCCGGUCCACUCGGAAGGGUGUCUAGAUGCUCUGAUCAAAAAUCUGGGAUUCCAAACUUGUUGGAUUGUCUUUUUUGGCAACAAACAAACGUGCUGCCUGUUGAAUGAGUGGUCUAGCCAAUCAGAAAGCAAAUUGAUGAAAGUGUGCAGCACACUCCUCCGACAUGUUUGUUUACCUCAAAGUCAUGUUUUAUCAUGAGAUUUACCAUCUGACCAGAGAAUGUCCAUGAGUAAAAGUGUGUAGUGUCUGUCGAACUGCUGCACUCCACGAACUAUGACCUCAAAUGGUUUAUUAUAAAUAUGGUGAAUAUAUCAUUUUUAAUCACCGUGUGUGCGGUCUCACGUUUUGAACAUGAGCCGACUAGAUCCUGCCGUGUGAAUGGGGCUUUGGCUGAUGUCGCACUGAUUUGUGACUGCUGGCGACUAGUUUGGGAACUCAAAAUGUCAAGAAGAUGCACAAAGUGUCAUUUGGAGCUUCACUAAAUUGGGACAAAGUUCACACAGAGCAUUUGAUGUUGUUCUAAACAAACCGCUAAACAGUUCUGCGAGUUCUUUUGUCUCAACUUAUAUAAAAGUGAACCUGAAUCAUCCCAUUCAACAGCAUCGCCUCUUUUGCAGUUUACCACAUUGAGACUCGUGGAAACUUCACUGAAAAUAGUUUGAGACCAGUUCCAAAGUCUGCAACAACUUUGUGACUACUUUGAAAAAUAAAUAAAUAAAUAGAAGUAAAACAGAUUUUCAUAAUGACAGCAACACAAGAGCAACUUAUAAACACCCACAAAUGUUUUCAGACACUUUUGGAUACUCCUUGUGAAUGCCUUUAACAAUCGCCACUCAGUUAUAUGAUUGGGACUUGAGCUCCACUUUACCAACUUUGACUCCAGCAAGAGCCAACAAAACGUUAAAAAAGAACUUCAUUAAACUCCUGGAAAGUUAAAAACCAAGUUCAUUCAUUUCUUAACCCUCCCACUGUCUUCAUGGGUGACCCCAUCCUGCUCAAUGGUCAACUUUCCUCACGAGGUUACCCAUAGCGACAGUGGGAGGGUUAAACACGUUUGCAGUGGUCUGAUAUAAAUGAAUGCCUUGUUUUCAGGAACUAGAAGUGAGCCAGAUCAGAGUUGAGUUUCAGACGUUUGGAUUUGGAGUUUUAUUUCCUGAUGUUCAGACAUCUCGCCUCUUAUUGGCUAACAGCUGCAUGACUCAUUUGCUCUGCAACGUUGUUUUAGCGCCACAAACAUCACAAGCCUGGAGGAGUUCUCCUGUGUGGUGAAGUUGCUAACGCUAACGGUUAGCUUCUACUAGUCGAAACGCGCUCUGCUCUCUCCUGGAUGCGACACCAACAGCCUUCCCCGUCACAAGGCAAGCUGGUCGAGUCCUUAAAUGUUCUUUUUCAAUGUGACGUGGCAUUGCCUGGCUUUUCUAAUCUGAGCAUUUCUUGUCAAUUUUCUAUCGGUGACUAGUGCGGAAAAUGGGGUUAAACUUUGAAUGAUGGAUUAUAUUUCAAAAAUAACUAGUAAAAAUUAUUUUUCAGUGAACUUGUCUUUAAAGGUUUCUUCAAAUACACAGUGGAUUUGUCUCUGCUGUCAAAAUUACAACAUUUUCAACAAACUCUGCCACCUUAAUCCUCCAUAUUAUUUAAAUCAUCGCUGAAGAGACGACUGGUUAUUUGUGGGUGAUUAUGGGAUGGACCGUCGCUCUAUUCAAACGCAUGAAGUCAGUCCUCGAUACUAAAAGUGAUUCAGCGAAGUAAGCAGCACGUCCCGAUUCCUUAUUUAUAACCAAACCUGCUACCUAGCCUCAUAAAAUUGGCAAUUUAUUUUUCCGCCUCAGCUUUUGUACAGAAUCAGAAUACAUAAUGUUACAUAAUGAUCUUUAAAUGUGCUUUUAAGAGGAAUUUACCACCUUUCCACAGUGCCAGUUCAUGUUUUCAGUCUUUCGGCUAAGCUACGCUAAUUGCUUCCUGGCUGUAGCAUUAUGUUUCCUCCUCCUUUCUCAGAAAGUCAGUAAGUAUUUUCCCUCCGUGCCAUUUCCUUAAAUAUGAAACAUCUCACAGCGGAACAUUAAGGAAAGCAAAUGAUGCUCAUUUCCGACAGCUGUCAGCGUGUACAUUCAUCAGCAAAUGAGCUUUUUAAAAUGAGCAUUUGCAGCAUCUUAACUCAUCUGCCUCUUGCCUUACAUUAACUCGUUGCCAACAUUUGGUACAUGACUUCUCGCUGUUGUCUCUGCAUGUUUUGUGCUACCUUGUGGCUUAAACGACACGUUUUCACUGUAAACUGCCUAGUGGCAUCAGCAUGCAUGUGUGUGUGGAUGCAAACGUGUGCCCUAGAAAUCGUCCUCGGUGUGCACAUCUCUGCACGAGUGGGCGUGAACAAGCAUGAUCUCAGGUAUGCGUUUAGUUCAUUCUCCCAUUUGUCCGUUUUUCUGUUUUUGAGAUUUUGUUUUAUUUUUUAUUUUUUUAAAGAAAGCAUGAAUUUGUUACUCUGAGUCACACAAGCUUGUAUUUGAUGUUACGGAUGGUGUUCUGGUGACUGCCCACACGGCUUGUGCAGUAGCAGUGAUCUCAGUCGUUCACGUAUUGUUUCAGGUUUUAAUCUAAGCGGGAAGGAAGCUCCUGCACAGCCGUGAUGGUUAUGACCUGCUUCUUCAUCCAUCAGGCGUGUAUUUUAGAAGUAUUUGUGCAGGAGCCAUAGUUUUUCCUUUUAUCGUCCAUUUAGCAUAAACAUGUGGCUUUUUUUUUUAUAAAUCUGCUAUUUUACCUCUAAAUAAACAAACGUGCGAUUCUUUUUCUCCCCACCUCUGUCGAUCUGAAUGAAUGUCGCCUUUCUACACAUUAAUUUUGUUUAAACGUUUAACUGGGAUGAGAGCAGUCAAACGUGUGAAGUGUGCAACAGGAAAACACCUGACACAAGAUACAGAAAAGGAAUAAACUAUACGGAGCACCACUUCAAUAUUUUCUAAGAAUGUAUUUUAUGUAAAUGGACGCGAUGCUUGUUUGAAAAUGUAAAACUGUCUCUUAACUAUUAGGAAGUGGAUUAAAAUAAGGCGUACGCUGCAGACGUGAAGAGUUGCAUGAUGAGUUUCUGUUUCCUGUUUAUAUUUAAAAAGCGCCGCUUGUUUAGCGGCGCUGUCGGCCAGCGGGGCCGUGCCGUCGGUUUCACCUGGAAGUGGUUUCUUUCUGUGUUUGUGCAUCACUGCUGCUACGAACAACUCUGAUCCAAUCAGCCUGUGCUACGAUGACCUUUGUUGUGCACUUGAUUCACCAAACUCCAUGUUGUUGCAUCGACUGCAAGGACUUUGCAUUUACUGACCAAUAAAGAGAAACAUUUGCAGAACAUGUCAA
Messenger RNA from Nothobranchius furzeri (turquoise killifish), 9065 nucleotides. RefSeq names its product nitric oxide synthase 1 (neuronal) (gene nos1). Gene Ontology annotation, molecular function: flavin adenine dinucleotide binding; NADP binding; heme binding. Gene Ontology annotation, biological process: nitric oxide biosynthetic process. The record is from RefSeq and is a predicted model, not a curated record. Lineage: Eukaryota; Metazoa; Chordata; Actinopteri; Cyprinodontiformes; Nothobranchiidae.